Molecule: messenger RNA, 1545 nt
Organism: Aspergillus versicolor CBS 583.65
Lineage: Eukaryota; Fungi; Ascomycota; Eurotiomycetes; Eurotiales; Aspergillaceae
Product: sugar porter family MFS transporter
Exons: 4
Coding region: 1-1545 (514 amino acids)
Biological process (GO): transmembrane transport; carbohydrate transport
Cellular component (GO): membrane
Molecular function (GO): carbohydrate:proton symporter activity
Source: RefSeq, a predicted model, not a curated record
AUGCAGACUUUCCUUGGUAGAGGAAAAAGGCUCCAGGCCGGUGUCACUAUCUGCUGUCUCAUGGCAUUUAUCUUGUUCGGCUAUGAACAAGGUGUCUUUGGCGGGAUUCUCGAGAACCAGGACUGGCUCGAUCAGUUCAACCACCCGUCCGACACCGAGACUGGCAUCAUUGUCAGCUGUUACAACCUCGGCUGUUUGGGCGGCUGCAUAUUGAACUACUUUACGGGUGAAAGGCUAGGCCGUCGUUGGACGAUGUGGCUGGCCAUGGCAUUUGUCAUUGUCGGGACGACAUUGCAAACCUCCGCAUUCACAGUGGCUCACCUCAUCGUUGGCCGUGUUAUUACUGGCUUUGGAACUGGAAUGAAGACUUCUACCGUGCCAAUGUACCAGUCGGAACUUUGCGAUCGCCAAUCUCGCGGGCGUCUCGUCUCUGCUGAGGUUCUCUUUGUCGGCAUUGGCAUCACAACCGCGUAUUGGUUCGACUUCGGCAUGUCGUUCGUCGGUGGUCCUAUUGCGUGGCGGCUGCCUGUCGCGGUACAAAUACUGUUUGCCCUUGUUGUUAUCGUCCUCGUCUUUGAUCUUCCAGAGUCACCGCGCUGGCUGUACAAGCAUGGCCGAUCAGAAGAAGCUAUUGAAGUUCUUUGCAGGGUUUAUGAUAGAGAGCCGACUGAUGAGUAUAUCCUGGCCGAAAAGAACGCCAUCAGGGCGGCCAUUCAAUUAGAAUAUUCGGAACAGGAAGCAUCACGCAACUUCAUCAGCAUCUUUCGCAAUGACAAAGUGAAGACUGAGUAUCGUGUUGUGCUAGCGUGGUGUAUCCAUUUCAUGAACCAGGCGGGAGGUAUUAACUUGGUGGUAUAUUAUGCUCCAUCUGUUUUAAUUCAAAAUGUCGGCAUUUCGAAGCAACUUGCACAGAUUCUUGGAGGGUGCAUCAACAUGAUGUUGAUGUUUGGGUCCAUCGCCCCCUCGCUCGCCCUCGACCGCAUGGGUCGACGCCGCACCAUGAUGGCCGGGUGCGCAUGCCUUGGUCUCUGCAUGCUCCUGAUAUCUAUUCUGCUCUCUCGAUCCGACACCGCACAGGGCCACGCGUACUCCUCCGCCGCAGUAGUGUUCUUCUUCAUGUACACCCUCGUCUUCGGCAUGAGCGCCCACUGUGUGCCUUGGGUCUACGUGCCCGAGAUUCUCCCUCUCGCGGCACGCACACGGGGCACAGCCCUCGCCGUGAGCUCAAAUUGGCUGUGGAACUUCACCGUCGUUAUGAUAACCCCCGUGAUCACGCGCCGGCUGUCGUGGAAAGCCUAUCUCAUCUUCUUCGCAACCAACACCGGUUUUGUUCCUGCUCUGUACUUCUUCUAUCCCGAGACAAGCAAUCUGCGCUUGGAGGAGGUCGACCACAUCUUCUCGCAUGGCGGGAACCCUGUCGCGGUUGCGCGCGAGAUCACAAUGGAGGUCAAGCGGUUCGGGCAUGUUGCCGCUCUAGGUGGCUCUGCUACUCCGUCUAGUAAGGAGGAUCAGGCUGCUGAGCAAGAACAACAGGAAGUCAUCUAG